This is a messenger RNA of Morone saxatilis (striped sea-bass), 2660 nucleotides long. It is a transcript of the gene kynu, whose product is annotated as kynureninase. Gene Ontology annotation, cellular component: cytoplasm. The record is from RefSeq and is a predicted model, not a curated record. The transcript has 20 exons. Lineage: Eukaryota; Metazoa; Chordata; Actinopteri; Moronidae. Gene Ontology annotation, molecular function: kynureninase activity; pyridoxal phosphate binding. Bases 1288 to 2637 code for a protein of 449 amino acids. Gene Ontology annotation, biological process: NAD+ biosynthetic process.
AGGGAGCUGAAAAACAAGAAUAUAAGGUCAGAAAAUACUAAAAAGGAACAAGAGAGAAUUUCAAAAGCAAACAGUCGGAUAGAUUCAUUGGGUUCCUGUUUGCUUGCACUCUCAAGGUUCCCACUGUGAUACUGAUGUAAAAUUCAUGACUUUACCUAAAACUUUUUGUCCUUCCAUAUAUCUGGAUAAGUUUCUUACUUCCUCUAUGAAUUUGUGAGAUUUGUAUGUUUCUAGACUCAACUGCUCCAGCUGAAAGCAGAAACCAAAAGGACUGAAUCCGGUGCCAAAGGAAGUUAAACAGUGAGAAACCGUGAGGACACUCGCAAAUAUUUGCCCGAAGACACGAACCUCCGUUCAGACAUACGGGAGAACAGAGAGCUGGAGAGAGAAACGAGAGCAUCGGCGUUGAGAGGACACUCGCACCUGUACCCGCUGGCUGUGUUAAUGCACUUGCCGACUGUGCACGGAGCCGACAAACAUUCGUCUACAUCCUCGUCGCAGAGGUGGCCCUGCUUACCCUCAGGACAUACACACAGAGUGGUUAAGCGACAGGUCAGAGCAUGCUGGGAAACGUAGAUAUCCGCUCCUUUGAUCUACUAAUGGAGGCAAACAGGACCACAGUUGGACGGCUACCACAACAGACUACUAUGACUGCCACAGGAGGAGACACACAGUUGUUUGUACCUUGGGUUACGGACCAGGUGAAUUUGGAGGUGUCCGGGUCACAGAGGAGGCAAGGGCUGCUGGGAUUGGCGUCUCCCUCUGUGAAACACAUCCCGUCGAUGUUGCAUGUCCUCUCCUGGCAACCACAGACAGAAGGUCUGACCUGGGUCUUGGACGCUCAGAGCCAGGGGAACUCCACACUGGUGACCAUGGUCGGGGCCGUAGCAGGGAACAGGCACUGUGCUGUGGACGGUCACCUCAUGCUCCUUACUGUUCUCUGCUAUGUGGAGCAAGUCUGGAGAAAACUGAAGAGAAAGAGGGAAAAGAGACUCUCGAGAACCUCCUGAAAACCUCCCUGCUCUGAGACCGCGGCGGUGGCGGUUCCUCGCUCUUCGCGGGAGGGGAGGCAUUAUCUGCCGCCUCCUUUGAUGCCCUGAGAAACGACAGAGGGGGACGUUUCAGUCCUGCCUCCUGAGCGCUUCCAGAUGUCACACAUCCUCCUUUUACUGUUCCAACGCUGUUUGAUGCUGUGUGCCUGGAUAAUAUGACCUUCAGCCGGAGUGGAGGCGGCAGCUAACCUGAUGAAAUGAAAGCAGACGGCUUAGCGAACUGUGAGGAGGAAUAAUGAGGAAGAAGAAAAGAAGAAAAAGAGGCCGGCAGCCUCCCCGACCCGCAGUAAUGGACCCGUUUGACGGCUCAACUCCGAGCGACACCUUGAAGCGAGUUGCCACCCUGCUGGGCUGCAGUCCGACCUCUGCAGAAGUGGCUGCAUACCUCGACAAACAUGACAAGCUGAGUCAUCUGAGGGAGCAGUUCCUGGUGCCCAAAAUCUCAGAUUUACCUCCUUCUGAUCUCUCGCUGGUCGACGGCGAGCAGGAAUGCAUCUACCUUGUGGGAAACUCGUUGGGGCUUCAGCCCAAAAUGGCCAGGAAGUACCUGGAGGAGGAGCUGGAGAAGUGGGCCAAAACAGGCGUUCAUGGUCACACAGAAGGCUGUCGACCUUGGGCGUGGGCUGAGAACAACAUAGAGGAACUCAUGGCUAAUGUUGUAGGAGCCAAACCUGAGGAGGUGGCCCUGAUGAACGGCCUGACGGUGAAUUUACACCUCCUGAUGCUCUCCUUCUACAGACCAACAGCAGCUCGGCACAAAAUCCUUCUGGAGAGCAAGGCCUUUCCUUCGGACCACUACGCUGUGGAGUCUCAGAUCCGGCUGCGAGGAUUCGACCCCGAGGAGAGCAUGCUGCUGCUGAAACCCAGACCGGGUGAAGAGACUCUGAGAACUGCAGAUAUCCUCAGAGUGAUCGAGCAGGAGGGCGACUCCAUCGCCGUGGUGAUGCUCAGCGGGGUUCAGUAUUACACUGGGCAGCUGUUUGACAUGGCCGCCAUCACUGAGGCUGGCCAGAGGAAGGGAUGCUGCGUGGGGUUUGACUGCGCACAUGCGGCCGGAAACGCCGAGCUGAAGCUGCACGAGUGGGGAGUGGACUUCGCCUGUUGGUGCUCCUACAAGUAUCUGAACUCCGGUGCUGGAGGUCUGGCCGGUGCGUUCAUCCACGAGAAACAUAAAGACACCAUCAAACCUGCGCUGCUGGGAUGGUGGGGACACGACCUGAAGACUCGGUUCAAGAUGAACAACGUGUUGGAGCUGCAGCCUGGAGUGAGCGGCUUCAGACUGUCGAACCAGCCCAUCCUGCUGGUCUGCCCCCUGCAGGCCAGCCUGGAGGUGUUCAACCAGACCAGUAUGCAGGCACUGUGCAGGAAGUCCCUCCUGUUGACAGGUUACCUGGAGUACCUGUGUCAGCAUUAUUUCUCUGAGGACUCCACCCAGCCCGACAAACCUUACGUCCACAUCAUCACACCCUCUGACCCGCAGCAGAGAGGCUGUCAGCUCUCACUCUGCUUCUCCAUCCACAUCAAAAAGGUCUUCCAGGAGCUGGAGAAGAGGGGCGUCGCUGUGAGUACAUUUCCACACACUUAGAUGCAGUAUGCACAACAGCUGUG